AUCCAUCCAUUUGACAGGCACUGGGAGUCAACUCUCUCUUGGACAAAAAGCACCUGAAGGCAUCAUUUCCCCACCAGCAGCAGCCAUCCGCAUCAACCAGCUUUCAUUCAGUGAGUGGCCGCUCCGUGGAGAACAACAGGCUACCUCCCUCUGUCCUGUGAUGCUGCACAGCUAUAGGACAAAGGACACAAAACCCCCUAUGAAUCAAGCUAUCUAACAAAGAGCCAUAAAAGCAACAUCAACAUAGGGUCCUAAAUUAGGUGAACACUGUAAAAACAACACCUUUUUGUUAUUUGUAUGUUUCUUUUUUAAUCUUAUAAACUAUUUAUUGAAAACUCUCUGUAUCACUCUGACAAUAUUAUAAAGUGUAAAGAGGUGAUGUUCGUCUGCAUUCAGUCAUGACAUCACUAUUGGCCAGUGGCUUGUAGGAAUAUUUUGGAGCAACGUUGUGACAGAGAAGAGCUGCUGUUAAUAGCCAUGUGGAAUAAAACAUGCACAUAGCUAGACUUCUGACCCAGUCCCACUUGCAGGGCAGAGUCCUCUCCAGAUCCUCUGUGCCCUCAUGUGGCACUAGUUUCUGAGUCUUCAGCGGAGUCAGGAGCUUCAUCUCCAGCUGCGACAUGACUUCAUCAGACAACGAUGAAACAGGGAGUGACCUGUCUGAGUCUCUGGAGAUCCGUGAGCUCCAGGACCAGUACAUGGACUCAGAGACCUGCUUCAAGUCCAAAAGCUUACCCAUCCUGAAUGGACCCUGUCAGCCGGAUCGAAAGGCCGCCGAGUCUCUGCUGGUCAACACUACGCACACGUGCGUGGCUGUGCAGGAGAGAAACGAGCUCCAGGCAAAAACCCCAGAUUCCAGCCAGGCAGAGACUCCCUCCUCCAGGACAGACUUCUCCCCCUCGGCCUCCAGUAUGGUGGGGCUCAGUAGCUCUUUACCUGUGGAGGGCCACAGGGCCGCUGGCGCUGGGGGUAAAAAACUUGGUUUCUCUCUCACCCGCCUUAUUCGCAUCCCAGCCAGGAAGUAUGUGCGGGUCAUCCUGAGAGACUCUCGCUGCUUCCUGUUCUGCAUGUGCUACCUGACCUUCAUUCAGUCCCUGAUGGUUUCAGGCUACCUGAGCAGCGUCAUCACCACCAUUGAGAAGCGUUACAGUCUGCGCAGCUCUGAGUCCGGCCUGCUGGUCAGCUGCUUCGACAUCGGCAGCCUGCUGGUGGUGGUCUUCAUCUCCUACUUCGGGGGCAGAGGUCAGAGGCCACGCUGGUUGGCUGUGGGUGGUGUGGUCAUUGCUGUAGGGGCGGCAUUGUUCUCCCUGCCCCACUUCAUCUCACCACCCUACCAGAUCCAGGAGAUGAACUCAUCAACAGGCCGUGAGGGACUGUGUUUGAGCGGCAACAGCAGCGGGCGCGAGCUCGAUGUGGCAUCGUGCCCUCGUGACCAGGAGGGCAAUGAGCACAACCUGUAUGUGACUCUUUUCAUCUGCGCUCAGAUACUUGUGGGCAUGGGGUCGACGCCAAUCUACACCCUGGGGCCCACCUACCUGGAUGACAAUGUGAAGAAAGAAAAUGCAUCUCUCUACCUCGCCAUCAUGUAUGUGAUGGGAGCCCUGGGACCUGCAGCUGGCUACCUGCUAGGAGGCGUCCUCAUCGGCUUCUACGUCGACCCCAAAACUGUAGUCAACAUCGACCAGAGUGACCCCCGCUUUGUUGGCAACUGGUGGAGCGGCUUUCUCUUGUGUGCCAUUGCCAUGCUCCUGGUCAUCUUUCCAAUGUUUGCCUUCCCCAAAAAGCUGCCCCCACGCCACAAAAAGAGGAGGAAGAAAAAGAUCAGCUCGCCUGGUGACGUGUCCAGCGAUGAUGAUGUGAUGAAGGAAAAGUCUAAUAGCAAAGGCCAGAACGUGUCCUCCUCCAUGGGCUUCGGAAAGGACAUCAAAGACCUCCCCAAGGCAGCGCUGAGGAUCCUCAGCAACAUGACCUUUCUGUUCGUCAGCCUGUCCUACACGGCAGAGUGUGCCAUCGUCACCGCCUUCAUCACCUUCAUCCCCAAGUUUAUCGAGUCACAGUUUGGUAUCCCCGCCUCCAACGCCAGCAUAUAUACUGGUGUGAUCAUCGUACCAAGUGCCGGGGUUGGUAUCGUGCUAGGGGGCUACAUCAUCAAGAAGCUGAAGCUCGGCGCCAGAGAGUCAGCCAAGCUGGCCAUGAUCUGCAGCGGGGUGUCUUUGCUUUGCUUCUCCACACUCUUCAUAGUGGGCUGCGAGAGCAUCAAUUUAGGAGGCAUCAACAUACCCUACACCACUGGCCCAACCCUAACCAUGACCCACAGGAACCUGACAGGCAGUUGCAACGUGAACUGUGGCUGCAGGAUCCAUGAGUACGCUCCGGUCUGCGGCUCUGACGGCAUCACCUAUUUCAACCCCUGUCUGGCUGGAUGCAGCACAGUGGGCAACGAUAGUACUGGGAUUAGGAACUACACAGACUGCGGCUGUGUGCAGAGCAGACAGGUCAUCACACCGUCCUCGGGCGGCCAGGUCAACCAGCUCCAGCUGGUCAUCGUUAAAACCUACCUGAAUGAGAAUGGCUACGCCGUGUCGGGGAAGUGCGACCGCACCUGCAACACUCUCAUCCCUUUCCUCAUCUUCCUCUUCAUUGUCACUCUAAUCACCGCCUGUGCCCAGCCCUCCGCCAUCAUCGUCACACUCAGGUCUGUUGAUGAACAGGAGAGGCCUUUCGCUCUCGGGAUGCAGUUUGUCUUGCUUCGAACUCUUGCCUACAUCCCCACGCCCAUCUACUUCGGUGCUGUCAUCGACACCACCUGCAUGCUGUGGCAGCAGGACUGCGGCGUGCAUGGCUCCUGCUGGGAAUAUGACGUCACCUCAUUCCGCUUUGUCUACUUUGGCCUGGCCGCCAGCCUCAAAUUUGUCGGCUUCAUCUUCAUCUUCCUCACCUGGUACUCUAUCAAGCACAAGGAGGAUCGAGCAGAGCGCUGGCGCCAGCACCUGCCUCCGCUGGGCACCGUCAGCGAGCUCAUCUGCCACGCCGGAGGCCACAAAAGCCACGCACGCACCCGCUCUUGCCCCGUGUUCAUCCCACCUCGGCCAGACCAGCCCGCGGCCCUGCUGCUCAACCGCGGCCACAGCAGCCUCAGCUGCCCCGGCAACGCCCUCAAAGCAAUAACUCCGCCCAUCCUCUUGCCACAUCACCACAGAGGCUCCGCACACGUGUGAGAGCACUCCAAGCCUCCCGCCAGGGUCCAUUGUGACUUGUGCCUUCCUGUUUGUGUGUCUGCGCCACAAAGUGUCUGCUUCACACCAAUCAGACGCCAGGCGGGGCUCCACAGCUGCUGUAGAAAUAACAGGCAGUGACACAGGUGCGCCCACCAUAUUUAAAGGGCUGCUCAUUUUUGUUUGUAAUAACAGGGGACUGACGGAUUAUUCUGAGCAUAUCAUCAGCUGCAGCCACACACAGCAUCCACACAGACGCUCAGACCUCCACCCGAAGGUUCGGACAAUGUAAAGACAUCACAUGGUGCUACUGUUAAAGGGCAGGGCAUUAAAAUCUCUGAACAGACAGAUGAGUCAUCAUCAACAUGGCCACUAAAGCACAAACGACAAACCUGUACUAUGCAAGAUCCAGUGUACAGCCCCCCCCCACACACACCUCAGUACUGUACAGCUCCCUCUGUAUUCUACACCUGUACCUCUCCUGCCCCGCUCACACACCUUGUUGUCAGCUCAUCCCAUUUUCCCUUACAGUCUGAGCUGUCGACAUAUCAGCAACCUCUCUUGUAUUUGAGCCAUUCCACCUGCUCUCUCCUCUGUCUGGAUCUCCAGAAUUAACAAAAGUGGGAUUUUUUUUAAUCCUCACCUCUUUUUUUCUUUCCUUUUUUGUAACAGUGCCUCUCAGGCUGUCUCGGCCAGUCCAGUAUACAAAGCUAGCUACCAGGGUAAACGCUAGCUACCGAAAAGCCAGUCACUGUCCUUUCACUUGAGCGACAGUAUUCUGCUUUGUUGCCCUCGAGUCCUUGUGUCGUUGGACAAAGCUCCUCGCCUUGGCAAGGUAACCAUGUAGCUUAAAGCCGACAAACCCCAAUGGUACAGUGACUUUUAUGAAAUCUAUAUUUCAUCACACUACUUCAUUAUUAUAAUGUAUAAUAAUUAGCUACAUGUCAAACAGGAGAAAGGAAUAAGAAAGGUAUCUCAUCUCUGACCAUGUGCUGAAGCUACUGUAUGUCCAAAAGAUGUUUGUAUUUGUAACUGGAAAUGCUAUGGAGAUUUUAAGAACAUUUGCAACAAAUUUGAUCCACUUUUAAAGUUUCUCAAAGUAAAAUGAUUUGUAUUUAAUCUACUGCAACAAUCAGACAAAUGAAAGGAUGCAUCAUUUUGGCUUUAUAUUGUAUGGCUUCUCCAUUCUAAUGGUCAUCAGAUGUACAUAGUAGUUAUCGAGUAGUCUUUUAAGAAAGUAGUGCAGCGAGCAUGUAAAACAAUGAACCCUCUUUUAUCAGCAGGAGUAAUCUGAUGUUGAUUAUUCGGCUCGUGGGUGUUUGGGGCCCUCUAGUGGACAGAGAGAUGAUUGUUUGAAGGCCAGUGAAUGUUGCCGUUUGUUAGACCUACUGUACUAUAAAUUUCUUGGUUAAAAGGUUAAUUAUUAAACUUAAUCACUGCACUGAAUUCAGCACUCCAGUUUCCCAAAGAUACACCUUCUGCAGGCAGAUUUAAUAAAAAAAUAUGGUCUGCUAGUUUGGUGGAAGUCUACAAUAUUCAUUAUAUCAGAUGUUUUAAUAGGAUUGUCUGAUUUUCUUUUAUUUCGAGCUCAUGUUAUUUAGCAUCUUGAAGAUUUACCUUCCUUUGAAUGAGAGGAAUUGUUUUCAGAGAAAAGGAAGAGGAGGUAAUAUGGCCUUUUUUCAUGUUUAAAAUUUUUUGUUCAGUAUUAGAUAUUAGUUCAUGUCUUGAAAACCACAUUUUUAUGAGGUUUUUUUUUCUGAGGGGGAAAUAUAAGAUGAGUCUAAUAAAGUUAUUGUAUUUCAUAUUCUGAUCAGUUCGACUUUUAGUUAUUAAAAGUUUGCAAAGGAAUGGAAAAUCUGAUGCAGUGAAUACAUUUUAAAAGUUAACAUUUUAUGGCCGAGAUUCGUGGUAUUCUGCUGGGGUAAAGAUUAUCAUUAAUAAUAAUGGCAGUGACUAAUUUUAGCAUUAUUGUGACUUAGUACCUCAAAUUACAUAUUCAUAAGUGAUCAUUGUGUAAAUAUUGACAAAGCAAAUGAAGCGUAUUAAAGAGCUCACAAAUAGUUAGAAGCGUAUUUAUGAACUAACCUGUGACAUUGUAGUUACAAAGAAAAAUAGGACUUAAAGCUACAAAAAAAAAACAAAAAAACAACGGUGGAUUUGUCUCACGGUGCCUGAACAGUAUUAAUCACAUGGGAAGGGUUGAGUUCAUCAUGGUGGGGGGGAGCUGGGUUAUUGAAAUGUAUUUUUUUUCUGUCAAGAGGAGUACAGCAUUGAAUUCGUUUAAAUGCUAAGGUUAUGCUACCCAGAAUGCCCUUCUUUCAAUCUGUAAUGAUUCUUUAUCUUUCUUCUAGUGCUCUGUAUACAUCACAGCCUCAAAAGAGGAAUACCAAUGUAGGACUAUUGAUCAGGUCCCCUGCUUAUGUGACUGGAAAGAUAAAACAUGAUCCUUGCUGAGUCAUCAUACCAUUAAAGGAAAAAUUCAUCCCCCAUUUGUAUAUUAAUCACUCAGCGCGAGUUACACUGAAUUUGUGAAGAAAACUGGUGAAUGAUGAAUUAAAGUCAUAGGGAUUGUUUUACAACAGCAAAAUUCUAUCAAAACCUCUGUUUUCAAACUAUCACACAACUUUUGCAGUGUAAUCCAAGACUGCUCAGUGGGUCCCGACCAGACAGCCAUCUCUGACAGGAAAGCUGCAUUUUAACCUCGCUGAGCGCAGAAGCUGCUGGUCUUCAACAACCUCGAUCUGUAGUUUGUGUUCUUGUGUGACUUUGGUGAUUUAAAGGGUUAGUUUGGCUUCACUAAAGUCACACAAUAACACAAAUAAACUAACUGAUCGCAGCAGUAGUAGACCUGGAGCUCCUGUGGACAGCAAGGUAAAAUUACUGGCUUUGGAGACUGGCUUUGAAGAGAGCAUUAGACUUUUAGUUUAGUUCCCUGUUGGAAAGGGCUGCAGGUUUAGGAAUUACUGAGCAUACGACAGGAUAAAUGAGAGUUGAAUUACACUGCUGAAGUUGUGUGAAAGUUUGCAAACAGAUGUUUUGAUAUAGUUUUGCUUUUCUUAACUCUUUGAAUCCUGUAUCUAUAUCACUUUUCUCGUGCUGCGUUCAGAUACCUUCACAAGUAUUUAAACCUCGAAACCCUGGCUUGAUUUCUUAUGAAAAUAUGGGAAACAGUCAAUAAACAACUUGGUAAGAAGUGUUCUGCGA
Molecule: messenger RNA, 6419 nt
Organism: Plectropomus leopardus (leopard coralgrouper)
Lineage: Eukaryota; Metazoa; Chordata; Actinopteri; Perciformes; Serranidae
Gene: slco5a1
Product: solute carrier organic anion transporter family member 5A1
Biological process (GO): transmembrane transport; sodium-independent organic anion transport
Cellular component (GO): basolateral plasma membrane
Molecular function (GO): protein binding
Source: RefSeq, a predicted model, not a curated record